AUGGCAGAUACGUCGGUUGAUCCCGUUGCUAAUCCAUUACCACCAACUGUCUUACUAGCUGAUACCGUCAUUUUCAGCAAAUAUGUGCAUAAAAUCGUAUGCACUCUCUUAGAAGAGACUAACGAUGGUUCGUUAGUGUUAGAGUCAACUUUGAAUGAUGCGAGUUCUCAAGAGCUAAUCAAAAAGUUCAUUUCUGAUGCUCAAGUCCAUUCACUUGUUGUUCAGAAACUUUCCACCAGGGACGAUGAUGACGAGUCAACAGACUGUUGUGUUUCUUACACCAUCCUUCCCGAAGUUAGAUUUACAAAUAACAAAGUCCAAAGUAUCGUAUUCAUCAAACGGGGAGGGGUUUUAGAAGCCGAUAAGAGCUUUAGCUCUCAGUUGAGAUUCCUGAACUUUUCGGAUGGCUCUCCAUAUGAAACGUUGCAUUCGACUAUCAGCAAUGCGAUAAGUCCCUUCUACAAAUCGUACAUUCGGGAAUCUGGGAGGGCUGAUAGGGAUGGAGACAAAAUGGCUCCAAGCGUGGAAAAAACAAUGACGGAUUUGGAGAUGGGUCUCCUACACCUACAACAAAACAUUGAUAUACCUGAAAUAACUUUAUCAGUUCAUCCUUUAGUCGCACAGGUGAUCAAGCAGCGCGCAGAGGAGGGGAAACGAGCAAAGACGUCAGAUUUCGAAGAUAAGCUUGAUGAUGCACAGUUUCUGAAUGCUCUUCAAUCUGGAGUGAACAGAUGGAUUAAAGAAAUUCAAAAGGUCACAAAGCUUGACCGUGAUCCUUCAUCUGGGACUGCAUUACAAGAAAUUACGUUUUGGCUUAAUUUGGAACGUAGCUUAUUUCGUAUACAGGAAAAAAGAGAGUCCUUGGAGGUUACGUUAACUUUGGAUAUUCUGAAACACGCUAAAAGAUUUCACGCCUUAGUCAGUUUUGAUACAGACACAGGGUUGCAAAGAGCUUUAGGGACUGUGAAUGACUACAACCCUUUGAUGAAGGAUUUCCCUCUGAAUGAUCUUUUGUCAGCUACUGAACUAGAUAAAAUCCGUCUAGCUGUACAAUCAAUUUUUACUCAUUUACGCAAAAUUCGUAAUACGAAAUAUCCUUUACAAAGAGCUUUACGUCUAAUCGAAGCUAUUUCCAGAGAUCUCACUUCACAACUGUUGAAGGUUUUAGGUACACGCCGCCUCAUGCAUAUGCCUUUUGAAGAGUUUGAAAGAGUAAUGGCUGCUUGUUUUGAAGUCUUUUCAACAUGGGAUGAUGAGUAUGACCGACUUCAAAGCUUAAUGCGAGACAUAAUUAAGAAAAAGCGAGAUGAACAACUACGAAUGAUAUGGCGAAGUAAUCCAGCCCACCGUCGACUACAGCUGCGUCUGGAUCAAAUGAGAAAGUUCCGACAUCAACAUGAACAGUUAAGGCAGGUAAUAGUUCGCGUCCUACGACCUGCACGUAGUGCUCAAGCAGAUAAAACCAAAGAUACGCCGGCUGAAUCGAAUGACCUGUCAAAUAUCAAUGGAGUAGUUGUAAGUGAGAGUGGUGGCAAGAUUCUUCCAAAAGCCGUUGGGAAAGAACAACCACUUCUGGAUGCAUCAGAUGCUAAUGCUAUAGAAGAGGUAAACUUAGCUUAUGAGAUAGUGAAGGAGAUCGAUUGUUUGGACGUUACCAAAGAAGGCAGUGAAGUGUGGGAAGCGGCAGUUAAACGGUAUGAUGAACGGAUUGAUCGUGUGGAAACUCGAAUAGCUGCACGUCUUCGAGAUCUUCUAGGCACUGCAAAAAAUGCUAAUGAAAUGUUCAGAUAUUUUUCACGUUUUAAUGCCUUAUUUGUACGUCCACAUAUACGAGGUGCUAUACGCGAGUACCAGACACAGCUUAUACAGCGCGUUAAAGAUGAUAUCGAGGCUUUACAUGCUAAAUUCCGAAUACAAUAUACAUCUAGUAAGGCUUAUCAUAUGACGAAGCUUCGUGAUCUACCACCGGUCGCUGGAUCUAUAAUUUGGGCUCGUCAAAUAGAGCGUCAACUCAAUGCUUAUUUAAGAAGGGUCGAGGAUGUUUUGGGUAAAGGAUGGGAACAUCAUCGUGAGGGACAACUUCUUAAAGCCGAUGGAGACAGUUUUAAGGCUAAACUAAACACUAAUGAACUUUUUGAAGAUUGGUCGCGAAAGGUUCAACAGAAACAGAUUUCCGUUUCUGGUCGUAUCUUCAACAUUGAGCCUAUACGGGCUAAAGUCGCUACAAAAGAAGGAGAAACACAAACCAUAACUGUUCUGAAGUUAAAAGUCAAUUUUCAGUUAGAAGUAAUAACGCUUGCCAAGGAGGUACGAAAUAUGAAAUGGCUUGGCUUUCGAGUACCUCUUGGAAUAGUUAAUAGAGCUCACCAGACCAAUCAGCUUUAUCCGUAUGCAAUAUCACUUAUUGAAAGUGUGCGAACUUAUGAAAGUGCCUGCAGUAAAAUAGAAGAAAACCAGCGACAAAAUCUUGGUCUUUUAUGUGCUGGAAUGCGACGUGAAGUUCAGCUCCUGAUAGCUGAGGGAAUAUCUUUAGUUUGGGAAUCGUAUCGUUUAGGUUUAUUUGUUCAACGUUUCGCAGAAACAGUAUUACAGUUCCAAGAGAAAGUCGAUGAUCUUCUAGUUACUACUCGAGAAAUAGAUAGGGAAGUCAAAGCAUUAGAAACCUGUGUUUUUUCAAAGUCGGUUUUCGAGGAGAUUCUAGGUAAAAUCCAGAAAUCGGUGGACGAAUUAAAUCUGCACCAAUAUUCAAAUCUUCCUCAAUGGGUUGCUCGUUUAGAUGAAGAAGUUGAACAUCGUCUGGUUGCACGCCUUGAGGCUGGUAUUUCUGAAUGGACACGUGUUUUAUUAGGUCAGAAAGACCUGUUUGAUGCAAAUGAUUCAGAUGAUACUCAUUCAACACCACAGUCCAAAAAUCGUUUAGGUGGUGAACCGCAAAUAAAAGCCCUUGUUCAUGAACUUAGAAUAACCAACCAACAGAUUCAUUUACAUCCUAGCAUUGAGGUAGCUCGACAUGAACUUAUAGUUAAUUUAAGCGCUUGGGAAAGCAUAGUUCUGAGUCUACCACGAAUUCAACAUUCACGGUAUCAGGUUGGAAUUGAUUCAGAAACCGAUACACAGAAAAAUUAUAAAAAGCUAAUCUAUAAACUAGAGAAUGGGGGAGAAAUUUUGGCCAAAGCUCAUGAGGCGAUUGUUCAGGUAACUGGUGACGCAAAAGAAUAUGUCAAGACAUGGACAAGUUAUCAGGCGCUUUGGGAUUUGCAAAGUGAUCAGGUUUACGGUCGUCUUGGUUCUGAUACUCAGGUUUGGAUGAACCUUCUCGAUGAAAUCAAAAGUAUGCGUCAACAUUUCGAUGUUGCAGAAACUCAAAAAGAAUUUGGUCCAAUCAUUAUCAUGUUUGGCAAAGUUCAGUCUAAAGUCUCCUUGAAAUAUGACAAUUGGCAUAAAGACAUUUUGAGCAAGUUUGGAAGUCAUCUUGGUUCUGAAAUGCAAGACCUAUUCUCACAAGUAUCUAAGGCCCGCCUCGAUCUAGAGCAACAGGCCAUAGAAGCUGGAAGUACUGGUGAAGCCGUUAAUGCUAUCACGUAUACACAGACUGUUAAACGAAAAAUGAAAGUUUGGGAGAAACAAGUGGAACUCUAUCGUUCUGGUCAAAAUAUUCUCUAUCGUGAUCGUUUCCAGUUCCCUUCAAAUUGGUUGGAUUCAGAAAAUAUUCUAGGUGAAUGGAGUGCAUUCCAAGAGAUUUUACGACGAAAAGAAAAUAGUAUCGGUACUCAAGUGGCCAGUCUUCAAAUGAAAGUUGUAGCUGAGGAUAAAAUUGUUGAGGGUAAAACCUCUGAAUUAUUAUCAUCUUGGGAAAAGGAGAAACCAAUUGCCGGUAAUCUAAAACCGGAAGAGGCUGUCAAUCAACUAACUAUAUUAGAAGGGAAGUUCAAUCGUUUACGUGAAGAACGUGAUAAUAUUCAGCGUGCUAAAGAAGCUUUAGAAUUGACUGAAUCCGGUUUACUGUCACCAACAGAACAACGUGUACAAGUGGCUUUUGAAGAACUUCAGGAUCUCAAAAAUGUUUGGCUUGAACUGUCCCAUGUUUGGGAACAAAUCGAGUUAAUGAAAGAAACUCCUUGGCAAACUGUCCAACCGCGCAAGUUAAGACAACAGUUAGAUGCACUUGCAGGACAAUUAAAGGAACUUCCAGCGAGACUUCGACAAUAUUCAUCUUAUGAACACGUCAAACGUACUCUUCAAAAUUAUGCCAAGGCCAAUGUUAUGAUAGUGGAAUUGAAGUCAGAAGCAUUAAAAGAUCGUCAUUGGAAGUCUUUAAUGAAAAAACUUAACGUCAAUUGGACUAUGUCUGAAUUAACUCUUGGUCAUAUGUGGGAAUUGGAUCUCCAACAAAAUGAGGCAGUGAUCAAAGAAAUCUUACUGGUUGCUCAGGGUGAGAAAGCCUUAGAAGAAUUUCUCAAACAAGUUACUGAAGUGUGGAAGAACUAUACACUUGAACUUAUUCCUUAUCAGGAUAAAUGUCGACUAAUUCGCGGUUGGGAUGAUUUGUUUAACCGCAUCAAAGAACAUAUAAACAGUUUGAGUGCCAUGAAGUUAUCACCUUAUUUUAAACAAUUUGAGGAGGAAGCAUUGGCCUGGGAAGAUCGUUUAAACAGGAUUAACGCUCUGUUCGAUGUUUGGAUAGAUGUACAACGUCGUUGGGUAUACCUUGAUGGUAUUUUCGCCGGUUCUGCCGAUAUCAAAGUUUUGUUACCGCAAGAAUCACAAAGAUUCCAGAGUGUGAGCACAGAAUUCCUUGGUUUAAUGAAGAAAGUCUCAAAGUCACCUCUGGUUAUGGAUGUACUAAAUACUUCAAAUGUUCAGCGACAACUGGAGCGAUUAGCAGAUCUUUUGUCAAAAAUACAACGCUCUCUUGGGGAAUAUCUGGAAAGACAAAGAUCAUCUUUUCCACGAUUUUAUUUCGUUGGUGAUGAAGAUUUACUGGAGAUUAUCGGUAACAGUAAAAAUGUUCCACGAUUACAGAAGCAUUUCAAGAAAAUGUUUGCCGGUGUUAAUUCUAUCAAAUUAAAUGAAGAUAAUACGGAAGUUCUAGGUUUAUGCUCGAAGGAAGGCGAAGAAGUAACUUUGGUUAAACCGAUUUCCAUAAAAGAUAAUCCAAUUAUUAAUGAUUGGCUCACUAUGCUUGAGCGUGAGAUGCGAUUUUCUUUGGCUACAUAUCUAGGUCAUGCUAUACAAGAAUUACAAAAGUUGAAGACUGCACAAGAUAUAGAAAAAUCUGGCUUUCUGGCGUGGUUAGACAAAUAUCAAGCACAGUUAGUUGUUUUGGCUUCUCAAGUCAUCUGGUCUGAAGCUGUUGACAACGCUUUAAAUGCUAUGAAAGGUCAGAGUAGUUCAGCCCAAGAUAGUCCCUUCAAAAGUGCCUGA
This is a messenger RNA of Schistosoma mattheei, 5424 nucleotides long. Lineage: Eukaryota; Metazoa; Platyhelminthes; Trematoda; Strigeidida; Schistosomatidae. The record is from the annotation of a GenBank genome assembly.